AAGCCUGAUUACCUAAGAGGUAGUAAGCAGGAGGUCUGCUUUUGUCUGAUUAAGCUCUCUGUCUGAUAGUGUGAGCUGCUGAUGGAAUCCAGUUGCUGUAGGCAUGCCGAUGAAAUUCCAGGCUAGCAUGAAAGAAAUUGAUGAAGUAAUCAGAACUGUGCCUGCUGCUCUGGUUUCAUUUGUAAAACAUAACAGAUGGCUUUUGUGUGGCUGACAACUACCCCUUCGCAAGCGCAAGAUUUUUAUUACCCUGGACAUGUUGUAACUCACGACUCCUAACAGAUUCAGAAGCCCCAGCCUCAGAGCAGUGCUGCCAGCGAGCAGCUGUAGCACUGCAGAGGGACGGAGCUGGGAUCCUCCACCAUAAGCAAGGCAGAGCUCGUGCCUCUGUCUGGGGACAGCAGUUGCCUGACGGCCGGGUGGUUCAAUCUGCGAUCUGCUGAGCACCUGUGCCCCACAUGCAGGCACUUGGUGUGGGACCGAGCCCAUGCUGCAGCUGGUGCUACCACAUACUCUGGCACCCCGAUGGAAGGUGGGCUUCCCAUCACGUAACAGGGCGUACUUCUCUUGUGUCCUCAGCAUGUGGCUCCAGUUGAUGAGUGAAAGAAUGUGAAAGCAGGAAGAGGGAAGUCAAGUAAUUAGAGAGCUGCGCUCACAGUGCUUUAAGCUGGUCCUCAGACAUCUCUCAUGUAAUGCAAACUACUAAGAAACCAGCCAGAAGAUCUCAUAGUAUUAGUUAUUGUGCUUGCAAAAUGAUUUCCAGAGUCUGGGGUGUUGGGAUCACAUGAUGUGUACGCUUCAUUAUCUUCUAGGUUGGAUUUCUUACAAGCUUUGCUAGACUUAUAAAGAAUAAAUGUCUCUGAACGAAGUAUGUAGAAUACAUAUGGCAGUAUUUGCCCUUGCCUGUGAGAGGCAUGACACAAUACCCUGGAAUGUAUGAGCUGCAAUUUAAGUUGAUUAUUCAUGAUGAAGCUGGAGGGGGCCAGCGUGAUUAUCCAACGUGACCUCCUGCGUAACUCAAACCACCAGACUUCUCUGAAUGACCUCCCACUUGAGCCAAAGCAUGCCAACGGGGAAAGUACCUAGAGCAAUUUACAACUCCUGUGGGGCAGGAGGGGAGGGGGAACUAACACUCUCUAAACGGUUCCAAAGUCUAAUCGCGCUUGCUGUUUGAAAACGUAUGCCUUACUUCUAAUCAGCCCUCGUGAACGCUUGGUUUAUAGUUGCAGGACUUCAUGCAGUCACAGAUAAGACAGCCUUUUAUAAUUGCGUGUUCCUUCCUCCUUACAGACACAGUUUUAUUUUCUCUUUGUAAGGCCGGGCAGGUUGUGCUCACUGGAUUUUUUUUGAUGAGGUCGUUCUUCUGCCUGUAGAACUUCUCAGGGGCUUUUCCAUCCUCGUUUACCGACACCCGCCCUCUGCCACAUGCAGUGACCCGCAGAAGCAGCCCCAGCGGCGCGCACACGGGUAGCUCAGCACCGCGCCAGCACCCGCACUGACCCCAAUCCUGCUCUGGGCCAAAGUGGUUUUGGGGCCGUGGUGGCAGGGGGUGGGCAUCAGCGCUUCGUGUGCGCGGGGUCAGCGCUUGACGUGGCUGUUUGUUGUGCGUAUAUUUAUUUAUGUGUCUGUGUGUUUAUUUGCCCGCGGGGCUGGGACCACCGCCGUGACAGACAAGGCGCGGCCCUCCCCUGCGCUAGGGGGCACGGCCGCCAUCUUCCCGCCCCGCCGGCCGGGCCUCCGUUCUCGCGAGGGCGCGGCCGCCGCGGCUCUCGCGGGAGCCUGGCUCUCGUAAAGUCUCGCGCGAGCGGCGGCCGGCCUUUCCGCGGGCGGGCCGGCACGAUGGCGGUGGGCAAGAACAAGCGGCUCACCAAGGGCGGCAAGAAGGGCGCCAAGAAGAAAGUGGUGGAUCCUUUCUCCAAAAAGGACUGGUACGAUGUCAAGGCACCAGCGAUGUUUAAUAUCAGAAACAUCGGGAAGACGCUUGUCACCAGGACUCAAGGAACUAAAAUUGCCUCUGAUGGACUGAAGGGUCGUGUAUUUGAAGUGAGUCUGGCUGAUCUGCAGAACGACGAGGUCGCCUUCCGUAAAUUUAAACUGAUAACUGAGGACGUGCAGGGCAAAAAUUGUCUGACCAACUUCCAUGGAAUGGACCUCACCCGGGAUAAAAUGUGUUCCAUGGUCAAAAAAUGGCAGACAAUGAUCGAAGCCCAUGUUGACGUCAAAACUACCGAUGGUUACCUGCUGCGCCUCUUCUGCGUGGGUUUUACGAAGAAGCGCAAUAACCAAAUCCGCAAGACCUCUUACGCCCAGCACCAGCAGGUCCGGCAGAUUCGCAAGAAGAUGAUGGAAAUCAUGACCCGAGAGGUCCAAACCAACGACCUGAAAGAAGUUGUCAACAAGCUGAUCCCAGACAGCAUUGGCAAAGACAUAGAGAAGGCGUGCCAGUCCAUCUACCCUCUUCACGAUGUCUAUGUCCGCAAAGUCAAGAUGCUGAAGAAGCCCAAGUUCGAAUUGGGCAAGCUGAUGGAACUGCAUGGUGAAGGCGGUGGUGCUGGAAAGCCUUCUGGGGAUGAGGCAGGUGCUAAAGUAGAACGAGCUGAUGGAUAUGAGCCGCCUGUGCAAGAGUCCGUCUAAAACUACAAAUUGACCAAAAAUAAAAGUUUUAUUAUACGGAA
Molecule: messenger RNA, 2675 nt
Organism: Cygnus olor (mute swan)
Lineage: Eukaryota; Metazoa; Chordata; Aves; Anseriformes; Anatidae
Gene: RPS3A
Product: ribosomal protein S3A
Exons: 6
Coding region: 1840-2634 (264 amino acids)
Biological process (GO): translation
Cellular component (GO): ribosome; cytosol
Molecular function (GO): structural constituent of ribosome
Source: RefSeq, a predicted model, not a curated record